AUGGGAUCUUGUCGUGAUCGUUAUCGCGAAGUCAGUCAGGCCAAUAUGCAUGCAGACCUUCUUAAGUUUUACAUUGAAACCCAGAUAAUCCUGUUCAGUCCCAUUUGCUCUCACCUUUGUGAACACCUUUGGCGUGUCGUGCUCAAUCGCAAAGGCUCAGUCUUUGACGCUUCAUGGCCACAACCUACUAAUGAUGUUUCUACACGUCUUUCUCUCGAAGUCUUAUCCACCUGA
Messenger RNA from Protopolystoma xenopodis, 234 nucleotides. Lineage: Eukaryota; Metazoa; Platyhelminthes; Monogenea; Polystomatidea; Polystomatidae. The record is from the annotation of a GenBank genome assembly.